AAAAAGAGCAAGGUCCGAAGAAAGGGGGUUGGUCUGACGCCCUUCAGUUGUGUGUGAGUUUACCUACUGUGUCAAGUUGUAUAAUCGAAAUGGAUGCAGAGAAGAUUUAUGCCGAGCAUUCCAUACUUAAAUUGGUAUACCACCGCAAUAAGAAUCAACAUAAGAGAACCAAAUGGUGGAAAUGGUUGUCAGUAUUAAAACGUACCACCUGGAACCUCGCACGAUCUCUUGACUGUAUACAAUCACCUAGCGGAGCGGCAGACUCCCCUGAUCGAUACAUACAGUGUCUUGCGAAUCAUAUUCUUCCAAGAUGUUACCUGACCUUCUCGACAGUUGUGGCUGAUGGGCAGUUUUCUACUCUUGGGGCAGUGUUGUUAGGCACAUUGGCUCGCCUUGCGAAAUCCACAGGAAUUGACAAAGAAAUGAAGCUUGCAGCUCAGACAGAAACUCCCAGGGCCGCUUCUUCACACGCUAGGAUCGACGGUCCAGAGGAUGUCGGAGAGGUUCUGGCUCGAAAUAACAAUUUGUCAGGUCUCGGAGGAUUUCUAAAGAUGCCUUGUUCAAAGGCAGAAGAAUGCCCGAAGUCCAGCCCGAAGAAAUGGAACAAAAUCACGGAUACCGCCGUAAAACAGAGUAAAAACAAGAGGAGGAGGAAGAAAAAGGAUGCCAUUGACGACCUUUUCGAUAGUCUCUUGUAGUUCUUUUUCUUACAAUCUGUCAGCGCCCGUUUUCUGUUGUCAAUGACUCAUACUAGUCACCAUUGGAAGCACCGAGCGGAUUCAUAGCUGUUUGACAAUUAUGAUUCUCUGUGAAUAAUAACGCAGAGAGCUCAUCUCUUUAUAAAUAAGCGCCAAUCGAUCUCUCCCAGUACAUUUACCACAAUGUGGUUGAUCAUCGCCCAUGCCAUAGUGUAAAGGUAUUUCGGGGAGAAGACCGUCCAGAUAAAAAGAUGUGUCCUUAAAAUUGUACACGCCGCCAUCACUGACAUUAACAUUGUUGUCAAAUGAAAAGUCAGUAUGGUUAUAUGCGCCUGCUUUUCUUCCCGAUUCUGCGGGGAACGGAG
Messenger RNA from Aspergillus pseudonomiae, 1063 nucleotides. RefSeq lists its product as uncharacterized. Gene Ontology annotation, molecular function: rRNA primary transcript binding. The transcript is spliced from 2 exons. Bases 90 to 698 code for a protein of 202 amino acids. The record is from RefSeq and is a predicted model, not a curated record. Gene Ontology annotation, biological process: nuclear-transcribed mRNA catabolic process, RNase MRP-dependent; maturation of 5.8S rRNA from tricistronic rRNA transcript (SSU-rRNA, 5.8S rRNA, LSU-rRNA). Gene Ontology annotation, cellular component: ribonuclease MRP complex. NCBI's taxonomy places the organism in Eukaryota, Fungi, Ascomycota, Eurotiomycetes, Eurotiales, Aspergillaceae.